Messenger RNA from Falco peregrinus (peregrine falcon), 2357 nucleotides. RefSeq names its product RAB interacting factor (gene RABIF). Gene Ontology annotation, cellular component: membrane; cytosol. The transcript has 2 exons. The coding region runs from base 35 to 448 and encodes 137 amino acids. Gene Ontology annotation, biological process: small GTPase-mediated signal transduction; post-Golgi vesicle-mediated transport. NCBI's taxonomy places the organism in Eukaryota, Metazoa, Chordata, Aves, Falconiformes, Falconidae. The record is from RefSeq and is a predicted model, not a curated record. Gene Ontology annotation, molecular function: guanyl-nucleotide exchange factor activity; zinc ion binding.
CCCCUAGCGCAGCCCCUAGCGCGCCUGCGCGGCCAUGGCGGCGGCCUGUGCCGGGAUGGAGCCGGCGGCGGCGGCGCCCCCUCCGUGCCCCGCGCCGGGCUCGGCCGGGCUGGUGUGCGCGCAGGGUCGGAACCUGAAGGCGGUGCUGUGCCAGCGCUGCGGCUCGCGGGUGCUGCUGCCCGGCGCCGCCACCUUCGCCCACCGCGAGCUCCUCCUGCCCGCCAUGAGGAAGAAGGCGGCGGCGGCGGCGAGCGGCGGCGGGGACGUGGUGCGGGAGCACUGGCUGGUACGCGACAUGUUCUCCUUCGAGAACGUGGGCUUCACCCGCGACGUGGGCAACGUCAAGUUCCUGGUGUGCGCCGACUGCGAGGCGGGGCCCAUCGGCUGGCACUGCCUGGACGACAAGGACAGCUUCUACGUGGCGCUGGAGCGCGUGGCCCACGAGUGACCCGGGCUGGGGCUGGGGCAGCGCUGCCGGGAGCCCCACGGCCCCGCCGCCCCUCGGCCCCGGCCACCGGCGGCCUGGCUGCCCCGUGGCUUGACCGACCUACGGCCUGGUGGCCCAGCUGGGCCCGCGGUGGCCGAGACCCACGGAGUGACCGGCACCGCCAGCCCCUGGCCACGGCGGCGCGGAUGGACGCUGCAGCUGGGGGGUCCCCGUGGCUGCCGGGACAGUUCGGCCACAGGCUCCGUGCACCGCUGCCGGCGGCCUGCCGCGUGUGCUGGCUGCCCGCACACGUGCUGGCAUCUCCUGCAGGCGGAGCUGACACGGCGAGGGCACGGCUGCUGCACGGAACCACUGCGGCAGCUUAAAUUGUCUGAACUAUGGCCAAAGUGGCUACAGGGCUCUAGGCUGUAUCUGGUUUUGAUUUUCAGAAGAAAUGUUCCCUGCCCCAAACCAUUUAGGUUCUCCAGGACCUCAUCCUACCUGACGACUGUACUCUGUGAGGGUAUAUGGCACCCAAAGCGUACGUAAGGCAUUUUAACUAACAUUGUAUGUAGUUUUAUUAACUGAGUACUUGGAAAUAAGAUACAGGUAGAGUCUGCAGACAACAUAGGCUGAUAGAGUGGCAAAUAAAGUAAAUGUGCAAGAUCAUAGUAUUUCCAGGCAGCAAGAAUGAAGAGAUUCCAACCUGAAAAGGGUUUGAAUCAUUGGACAAGCAGUGCCCAGUGGCGGCGUGUCUCAGUGCUGAAGAACAUCAGGACAGGCGUGUGUGAAUGAAACAGAGGAGUCGGGAAGGAGUCUCUUCUCAGUAAGAGGUGGUAGGAGCAGUGCACGUUGUGUCCAGUUUUUGUCUCUGCCUUUUUUAAAAGAUGGGGACAACUCUCACUGAAAACGAAGGGAGACUGCAGCAGCCAUGGUUCUCACUGUAUUUAUCUUUUGGCAAUUGUGUUUUCCAGUUUGCACUCUCCAUUUGCAAACUCCCGUGUGAAUAAUACAGCGGCUUUACAGAUAUCACCUUGGGUCACAGAGGACGUGCCUCACUGCAGGCGGCGUAUCGGUUCACUGGGCUAAUAAAACACUUCUGGUACUAAUGCAGCUGUAAAGGCACAACUGUCGUGGCGCUGGGAUGAUGAAGUUGUAUUUGCCAUGACAAUCAAGAUCGGUUGUACUUAACAAUUAGCAGUGUUGCUGUCACAAGGCUGGGGGAGAGACCUUUUCUUUGCUCCUCUGCUAAAACAGUUUUACUGGCAGGAGUCUGUAAGGCAAGUGCAGCCUCAAGUAGAUUUUCCAGACAGGCAUCCUGACAGCGGCUGAGAAAGAAACAAAUCCUUUCCAUUUCUUGAGCACCUGCACUUUUAAGAUUUGAAGGCUCUGCCUUAGCAUAGAAAUAGAACAACCAAGAUGUUGGCUGCUCUGGGGCUGAUGUAUCAGAAACCUCUGCUGUGGGCAGAUGAAGAUUUAUUUAUGGGAUGGAAAGAGGCAUAACUCCCUAGUCUGGUGAUUAAGGCUCUUGCCUGGUGGGAGGUGAGUCCUGUGCUAUGUCCUUGCUAAAUGUGUCAGGUGCACAUUUGACAUGAAAACUGCUGCUUUCCUCCUGCCCUUCUUGUCUUUUAGCCCUAAGCCCAGUAACGGAACAAGUUCAUCAAAGAAGUGUAUGGAGAAGGGCAGGAGAGCUUUGCUGGGUUCUGCACAGGCAACACAAAAUAGUGGGAUCAUGUCACUUUAAUUUCACACUUUCACUUAAAUUGUCUAUUAGAGAAUGUGUUUUGACCUGUAAUACUUAGAUUAUAGUCCGUGUUACUAAAAUAAAAAUGUGCUGCACAGUAGAUUCAUUUUGAAGACACCACUGUGCAGAACAUGCUUGUGGAUAUCAGCUUGAUUAACACUGAGUAAAUGACGCUUCUCAAAAAAA